AAGAAACUCCAAAAGAAAACACAAAGAUGGAAAAGACAGAAAUAUCCCAGUAAAAGCAAGCUGGAGAACUAAAAAACCAGUUCACUACUCCACUCUCUACCUUUCUUUAUUCCCACCACUAAAAAAGAAAUCAAAACAAAAACUUUCUCCAUAAUUUCCAAACUCCUCUCUCUCUCUCGCUCUGUCUCUCUCAUGGAUCGCUCACUCAUCUCUGCAUCCCUUCUCACUCUUCUUCUCUCCCUCUCAUCUUUUCAUUUUGUAGAUUCCACAACUUUCAAGAUCGUCAACAAGUGUCGGCACACGAUAUGGCCCGGAAUACUAACAGGCGCCAACAGGACAGUACUCACCCCCACCGGCUUCACUCUCGAGCCGGGCAAAUCCCGGACCCUCACAGCCCCCAAAUCCUGGUCGGGUCGGUUAUGGGCUCGGACCCUCUGCUCCCACGACUCCUCUGGCAAAUUCUCUUGCGCCACCGCCGAUUGCGGCUCCGGCAUGGUCGAGUGCGCCGGCGCCGGCGCUAUCCCUCCGGCCACUCUAGCCGAAUUCACUCUCAACGGCGAUCAAGGGCUCGAUUUCUACGACGUGAGCUUGGUCGAUGGCUACAACCUCCCGAUUCUGGUGAUCACGGUGGGAGGUACAAGCGGGGGAUGCAGCUCCACCGGGUGUUUGGUGGAUCUCAACGGCGGUUGUCCGGCGGACCUGAGGGUGGCGAGUGGGAAUUUGGGAGUCGCAUGUAGGAGCGCGUGUGAGGCGUUUGGGGAUCCGCAGUAUUGCUGUAGCGAGGGUUUUAGUACGCCGGACACGUGUCAGCCGUCGGUGUACUCGCAGUUUUUUAAGCACGCGUGUCCGCGAUCCUAUAGCUAUGCUUAUGAUGAUAAGACCAGCACGUUUACUUGUGCAGCUGCGGACUACCUUAUCAUUUUCUGCCCUUUGCCGUAUACCAGUGAAAAAUUGCUGGAACUACGAAGGGAAACAGCCGAGCUGCCCCUAGUGAACAAAACCAUGAUGUACAUUGGGCACCAACAUUCAAGCGGAGGUUCAUCGUCAGGUUUAGUUCCCGUGCAAAUUAUCAUAUGUGCAGUCUCCAUUUUAGCAGCAAUUUCGCAGUUUUAGCUGCUCUUAUAUCUCCUCGUAUGACUAACAUUGCUGGACACUUUCAGGCUGAUCUACAAAAAAAACUCCCACUGAAGUGUGGGAUGUCUCUUCUGAGUCCCAUUGCCAUACUAGCUCAAAUUCUUCUGUUCUGAAGUGUGGGUCGGAGAAGGGGGGUUCUAUGUGUAGGUGGACCUCCUCCCCCCCACCCACACGAGCCACAAGUCAUCUUGUACAUAAGCUCUCCCGUCUGCUCUUCUAUUCUUUCCCUUUCCAUGAUUCGAAAACAUAAGAAAUUCAAAAUUAGGAGGAAUAGUAAGUUUUGAGAAGUAGAUUCCUAUAUUCAAGAGAAAAUCCAGUGGUCUCUAGAUCACUGAGAAAAUGUAUUCCCUAGCUGAUCAGAUUAGUUUCACUAGGCUAUGUGGAAGAAUGCUUUUAGUUUGCAGCUGAAUGCUGGCAACUCUGACUUUUCCUCUCAUGGUGCAUGCAUGUGUUACGGUCUCAAGGCUGCUGAAUUUAAGCUUGUGCUAAUAUGUGAUCAUUGUGAUGUUUUGACAUAGCUUUUUAACUAGUAACAAGUUUGAUUGGUCUGAACAUUUUUUACUUUUUUUUGUCUUCCUGUAUUUUUGGGUAAUGUGUUUGUUUGUAUUAGAUAUAUUUAGUGUACACAUUGUAAUAGGUCUAUGUUAGAGAUGUUUCAUCAUGGCAGACACUGUAGCACUUGUAAAAUAGAUUUUAAAAAGCUUUAUUAGUUUUGUUUAUUUCAUAAUUCCUUAUCUUUCCUUGUCUUAAUUUGUUAUUAUUCAUCCAUAAGAAUGUAAACAGUAAGAUACUGGGAUGAUUUUGCCCAACA
Messenger RNA from Camellia sinensis, 1945 nucleotides. RefSeq names its product Pathogenesis-related thaumatin superfamily protein. The record is from RefSeq and is a predicted model, not a curated record. Lineage: Eukaryota; Viridiplantae; Streptophyta; Magnoliopsida; Ericales; Theaceae.